Oncorhynchus masou masou (cherry salmon) is the source of this 2790-nucleotide messenger RNA. RefSeq names its product anaphase-promoting complex subunit 10. Gene Ontology annotation, biological process: protein K11-linked ubiquitination; anaphase-promoting complex-dependent catabolic process. The record is from RefSeq and is a predicted model, not a curated record. Lineage: Eukaryota; Metazoa; Chordata; Actinopteri; Salmoniformes; Salmonidae. The coding region runs from base 138 to 695 and encodes 185 amino acids. Gene Ontology annotation, cellular component: anaphase-promoting complex. The transcript has 6 exons.
CAUGCGACCAAACCUGGAGCGAGAAGUGGGAGAUUCGAAGUAGCAAAACAAGCAACAGUAAUUUCAUAUUUCAUUAAACAAAUGCCAUCUAGGAUUAGUUAAAAACGAAAAAGGAAAACCACGACACCGGAGUAAGCAUGGCGACCCCCAGUAAGACCCCGCCAGGUUCUGACCCCAAGCAGCUGGAGAGGACCGGGACGGUCCGGGAGAUCGGCUCUCAGGCAGUGUGGUCUCUGUCUUCCUGUAAACCAGGGUUUGGUGUGGACCAGCUGAGAGAUGACAACUUGGAGACAUACUGGCAGUCUGAUGGAUCCCAGCCACACCUAGUCAACAUCCAGUUUAGGAGAAAGACCACAGUGAAGAUGUUGUGUAUGUAUGCAGACUACAAGUCAGACGAGAGCUACACCCCCAGUAAGAUCUCUGUCAGAGUAGGAAACAACUUCCACAACCUGCAGGAGAUCAGACAGUUAGAGAUGGUAGAGCCUAGCGGUUGGAUCCACAUCCCCCUUCUGGAUGCAGUCAACAACCCCAUCAGGACGUUCAUGAUCCAGAUAGCUGUGUUAGCCAACCACCAGAACGGCAGAGACACGCACAUGAGGCAGAUCAAAGUGUAUACCCCCGUGGAGGAGAGCUCCAUCGGCAAGUUCCCAAGAUGCACCACGGUCGACUUCAUGAUGUACCGCACCAUCAGAUGACACUGAGGGUUCCGGGUGGAACCUCUUCAGGGUUACGAAUAGAACUUUCCAGAGUUCCGGGUGGAACCCUUAAGUGUACAGUGUUGACAAAUAAGGGAAUUGGAAUGCUAUUUUUUUUUUUAAGUGAAAUAUUAUUCUAAUUUUCAAGUUAACCUGAAAUCCUUUUCAUUUAAGAUUACAUGGAGCCACUCAACGUAUUACUGCCUGUCUGCAUCCCAAAUGGCACCCUAUUCCCUACAUAGUACACUACUAUAGACCCUAUUCCCUAUAUAGUGCACUACUUUAGACCAGAGCUCUAUUCCCUAUAUAGUGCACUACUAUAGACCAGAGCCCUAUUCCCUAUAUAGUACACUACUAUAGACCAGAGCCCUAUUCUCUAUAUAGUGGUACUACUUUAGACCAGAGCCCUAUUCUCUAUAUAGUGGUACUACUUUAGACCAGAGCCCUAUUCUCUAUAUAGUGGUACUACUUUAGACCAGAGCCCUAUUCCCUAUAUAGUGCACUACUAUAGACCAGAGCCCUAUUCCCUAUAUAGUACACUACUAUAGACCAGAGCCCUAUUCCCUAUAUAGUGCACUACUUUAGACCAGAGCCAUAUUCUCUAUAUAGUGGUACUACUUUAGACCAGAGCCCUAUUCCCUAUAUAGUGCACUACUUUAGACCAGAGCCCUAUUCUCUAUAUAGUGGUACUACUAUAGACCAGAGCCCUAUUCCCUAUAUAGUGCACUACUAUAGACCAGAGCCCUAUUCCCUAUAUAGUGGUACUACUUUAGACCAGAGCCCUAUUCCCUAUAUAGUGCACUACUUUAGACCAGAGCCCUAUUCUCUAUAUAGUGGUACUACUUUAGACCAGAGCCCUAUUCUCUAUAUAGUGGUACUACUAUAGACCAGAGCCCUGUUCCCUAUAUAGUGCACUACUAUAGACCAGAGCUCUAUUCCCUAUAUAGUGCACUACUAUAGACCAGAGCUCUAUUCCCUAUAUAGUGCACUACUAUAGACCAGAGCUCUAUUCCCUAUAUAGUGCACUACUAUAGUGUGUUCCUAUGGACCCUUGUCAAAAGUAGUGCACUAUAUAGGGAAUAGGGCUCUGGUCGAUAGUAGUGCACUAUAUAUAGGGAAUAGGACUCUGGUCUAAAGUAGUGUACUAUAUAGGGUAUAGGGCUCUGGUCUAUAGUAGUACCACCAUAUAGGGAAUAGGGCUCUGGUCUAUAGUAGUGUACUAUAUAGGGAAUAGGGCUCUGGUCUAUAGUAGUGUACUAUAUAGGGAAUAGGGCUCUGGUCUAUAGUAGUGCACUAUAUAGGGAAUAGGGCUCUGGUCUAAAGUAGUGCACUAUAUAGGGAAUAGGGCUCUGGUUUAAAGUAGUGCACUAUAUAGGGAAUAGGGCUCUGGUCUAUUGUAGUGCACUAUAUAGGGAAUAGGGCUCUCGUCUAAAGUAGUGCACUAUAUAGGGAAUAAGGCUCUGGUCUAAAGUAGUGUACUAUAUAGGGAAUAGGGCCCUGGUCUAUAGUAGUACCACUAUAUAGGGAAUAGUUCUCUGGUCUAAAGUAGUGCACUAUAUAGGGAAUAGGGCUCUGGUCUAUAGUAGUACCACUAUAUAGGGAACAGGGCUCUGGUCUAUAGUAGUACCACUAUAUAGUGAAUAGGGCUCUGGUCUAUAGUAGUGCACUAUAUAGGGAAUAGGGCUCUGGUCUAUAGUAGUGCACUAUAUAGGGAAUAGGGCUCUGGUCUAUAGUAGUCCACUAUAUAGGGAAUAGGGCUCUGGUCUAUAGUAGUGUACUAUAUAGGGAAUAGGGUUCCAUAGGGCUCUGGUCUAUAGUAGUGUACUAUAUAGGGAAUAGGGUGCUGUGUUGGCAGCAAUCUCUGUGUGUUAUGGAUGUUGUUAAUUCCAUGUUAGUCGGAUGGCCUGUGUUGCGGUUGGCGUCUGAUGUAAAGAUGAUUUGAAGACUUCAACGAGACCAUGUAAGGGCAGUGGUUGAGGCCCCCAAAUAACACAGGUUUUACUCCCUGUGUGACCUGCUGUCCACUGACUGGGAAUGAAUGUCAGAUGUAUGUAUCUCUCUGUCUGUUGUUCAAUUAAAUGUGUUUUCAGUUUGA